AUGAAUUCAUUCUUGACCCAUAACACUGGCCUGCCAUACCAUCAACCGUCUCAAAUGCACCAGAUGAUGAUGCCCGAGCCGAAGUACUCACCGCCGGACGAUUACAAUGUAAAUUAUAUGAACUCGCCUGUAGACUUUUUUGGUGGUUCGCAUCACCAUCACCAUCAUCAUCAUCAACAACAACAACAGCAACAGCAAACGGUUGCGGCAGCAGUGGCUCAACACGGCCAUCCACAUCAGACCACUUAUCAAGGCCAUUAUCAACAACAAAUGCAAGCUAUGUACCCGAGUCCUGGUCAAACUCCUUCCUAUUAUACAGGGCCAACGCCUAACUACGGAGCUUAUCAGAUGCAUCAUAAUGGGCACAUUCCUCUGGAAGCCCAACAACCCCCGGCAGCUCUUAUGCACAACUCCGUGCAACAGUGCAGUCAAGGAGGCAGCGUACCAGGAAACAAUGGUAGUGGUGUCGUGAUGGUACAUGAUAUCAAAGACGACUCGUCGCCAUCACCUCUUGCCUGUCACCUGCAACCAAGCCCAUCGUCGUCUAAUCACAUGUCUAACAACCCCCUGGAUGGAUCUUGCUCUGAUGAUAUGGACGACAAUUCUGACACGGAUGAAAUGAUGAUGACUACCGCGAAUGGCUCGCCGAUAAUGAUGGACGACAGCGAAUCUUCAGACAGGGUUAUCUAUCCUUGGAUGAAGAAGAAUCAUGUAGCUGGAAUACCAAAUGGCACCUAUCAACCGGUGGACGUUAAGAGACAGAGAACAGCGUACACCAGAUACCAGGUGUUGGAACUGGAAAAGGAAUUCCACUUCAACAAGUACCUGACCAGGCGGCGGAGGAUAGAGAUCGCACACUCGCUGGUGCUGUCCGAACGACAGAUCAAGAUUUGGUUCCAAAACAGGCGUAUGAAGUACAAGAAGGACAACCACUUGCCCAACACGAAGAACGUGCGCCGGAAAAACGGCAGCACGCAGCCGGCUGGAAAAAAGUCACGGGCCAAAAACAAUAACAACAACAACAGCAACAACAACAACAACAGCAACAACAACAACAUCAACCAAAGUGUGCCGCAGUGUUCGCCCCCGUUGACGAAAAUCGACAUGCACGACAUGUCGCCCCAACAACAACCUGAACUGAGAUUGUCGGCCGACACGAUGAUGUCGGUACAACAGCAGACGCAGUCUCCGGUGACGUCACACAAUAACCCCGUGUCAAUGCAACACGGCCAAUCGCAUCUACAACAACAGCACCAAAUGCAACAACUCAUGUUGAAUCACCAACAACAGCCAUCGGCCGCCACCGCCAUGAGCAACCCGCAUCUAACGCAGCACUUGCCACAACAAGGUCUGACGAUCGGUGCCGGUGAAUACGAUCUGACGCAACUGUAACAGCACGUUCAAAUCCAAUAAACAAUUUUUUCAAGGUGUAAGUUACUUUCUAAACGAACAGAAAAGCCUUAGGGCGUUGUUUAUGAUUUGUGGAUCUCAAUAUUAAUCGUGUGCAGAAAAAAUCGAUUUGGACGUGAAAACUAAAUCGAUAAAAUUUAUGUAUAAACCACACAAACGAAUAAUACAUGGCCCAAGUGUAUAUAGUCCUAAAUUGAUUUAAAAAAAUUCUACAAAAAAAGAACUUUAGUCACACAAACGAUUCGAUCGGACGACAUUAGGACCCGACGAAAAAAACACAAUUCGUUUGUGGUUGCAGUCGGUUAGCGUUUCCGUGUAUUGAAAGUCGAAUGAUUAAAUUUUAAAAUGUUAUUUAAUGUUAUCCUUUAAUUUUAUAAAUAUUUUUUUCAAGUAAUUUUUGUUUUUGUUGAAUUUAAAACUUUAUUUAUAAAUCACGUUUUUAGGUAGAAAAAAUACUUUAUAGAAACACGUGCUAUUUUAAUAGAAAAAAGUCGACGACAGCUCCAUUUUUUUUUUUUUAGAAAUCAAAUUAACAUUUGUUUUCAUCUUAAAUAAUCGAUGUAAAUAUCAUUUUGAAUAUAAUUUCACGAAAAACGCAAGCUCAUUAAUGUAUUGUUCCAUUUAUAUAUAUAUUUAUACUUGUACGAUGUAUAGAUGUUUAUUAAGUACACAUUAAGUAUCUUUAUGUGAAACAUUUUACUUUCGCGACUUCUUGAAGGUUAAUGGAAUACAAAUUUUCUUGUUUGUUUGUCUUUUUUUACUGGAAAAUAAUACUAUUUAAAUUUUAUCGUAUUUGUCCAUCCUUUAAGAGUUGCUAUUUAUAUACUUUCAAAGUUUGUUGUUUCUUUUUUUUUCAAAUUACUUUUUCAUAAUGUUGAGUCUGAAAAUGUCAGUAGUA
Messenger RNA from Daktulosphaira vitifoliae (grape phylloxera), 2308 nucleotides. Its product is annotated as homeobox protein Hox-A4-like. Gene Ontology annotation, molecular function: DNA-binding transcription factor activity, RNA polymerase II-specific; RNA polymerase II cis-regulatory region sequence-specific DNA binding. NCBI's taxonomy places the organism in Eukaryota, Metazoa, Arthropoda, Insecta, Hemiptera, Phylloxeridae. The record is from RefSeq and is a predicted model, not a curated record. The coding region runs from base 1 to 1392 and encodes 463 amino acids. The transcript is spliced from 2 exons. Gene Ontology annotation, cellular component: nucleus. Gene Ontology annotation, biological process: anterior/posterior pattern specification; regulation of transcription by RNA polymerase II.